UAACACCAAGCCCUGGCAAGACUUGCUUCAAUGAGCAGAGCUGCCAGGGUGUCAAAACCACGUGGUGUCUGCUUUCCACAGGAAAAGGAACCCAAAGCGCCUCGGUUUGCAACCCCAAACCCACAUGACUGAUUGUUUAGUGUAGAGGCUCUAACAGCUAAUAUUUAUUCGCGGAUCCAGUCCCCCACAUCCCUCACCCUCCCCCCCUCGUGCGCCUUAGUUGUUUGCCCUUUAUAUACUACUAUCUCCUCUCUUUCAUUUCCUUGUCAAAGCACACAACUCUAAACAGAGCCAAUACCACAAAAUAGAACAAAAUACCAGUAGCCCCAAAAAAGAUGGUUGGCGUUUUCAGGCGGUCACUCUCUUUCCCUAAUAAAACCCCUAGCCGUCCAUCCAAACCACCAAUUUCUCACCACAUCAGAUCCAUCUCUCUUCCAUGCAGAUCACAUCCCUUGAUUUCCCAACUCAAAGACGAAAUCACUGAGCUCAAAACAUGGUCAACCAAUCCUGAUAACCGAACCUCGGCUUGGCUUUGUGAUGGCUUGAGUCGCCUGAAGGACGUUCAUGAUUCUUUCCAUGAUAUUCUUCAGCUCCCACAGACCCAUGAGUUGGUAAGCCAUAAGCGUGAAUGGGUUGAGAAGCUUCUUGAAGAUUUCCUACAUUUUGUUGAUGUUUAUGGGAUAUUCCAAACAUCAUUUCUUGCACUUAAAGAAGAGCAACUCGAAGCGCGGGUGGCUCUAAGGAGAAAAAACGACUCAAAGAUUGCCAUGUAUUUGAAAGGUCGCAAGAAGAUGGUUAAAGAGAUAGCUAAACUCGUCUCCACAAUCCGAUGCAUUGGGCAAUACUCAUUUCCCGUAUCAGCUUCGGUGGCAAUUGCAGAUACUAAGCUGGCUGGUGUUAUCAGCGAUGUUAUUGAAGUGACUGUUUCAGUUUCACUGGCGCUUUUCAAAGGGAUUUCCAUGUCAUUUACUUCGAGAAAAUCGUCUUGGAUGCCGUUGACGUUGUCAAAGAAAGCCAAGAAGGUUAAGAUUGAGGAAAGUAUUAAAGAAUUUCAACAAAUUGGUGAAGCUAACAUGUGGGGUUUGAGAAAGAAGGGAGAUGAAGAAGUGAGGAUGGUUUUGAAGAGAAUGCAAGACUUGGAAAGGUGCAUGGCUGAUGUUGAAAGUGGCAGUGAAAAAGCUUUUAGGAGUUUGAUAAACACUAGGGUUUCAUUGCUCAAUACUCUCACCAAGCAGGAAGUAAGUAGUUAUUAACAUUAUUGUACAUCGCAAACAAAUAUGACAUCAUUUUAUUCAUUGAUAAUGUGUAAAAUUUAUAUAUUAAUAGUAUAUCAAAUAUAUCUCACAAGACAAAAUAGAGAUGUAAUUUGUCUUUUGUUUUUGUAAACUCUAUCUUCUGUUUUUCGAAUGGUGUACAGUCUUCAUUUUCUUUAAAUUUUGGCCUUGAAAACAAAUUAUCAAUGUUAUCUCUUGCUCUUAAAUUUGUUACUAUUACGUUGGCAACAAUUGAAACGGAGCUUCAGUUUUCUAAAGCCCAAGAUAUUACAAUCUGCUUCCUGUGAGAAAUUAAAAGCAUACAAUUAAUUUGUAGCAAUUGUCAUUGGCUCCAAAUCUGAUAGUACUUAAUAAAUAGUAAUAUACUAAUUUCGCAUUGCAUUGCUAAUAUGACUCCCCAGAAAUUUUAUAUUCAAGUCAAUGACCAAAGGAAUCAUAAUUGAGUGUCUAAGUUGAA
Molecule: messenger RNA, 1731 nt
Organism: Durio zibethinus
Lineage: Eukaryota; Viridiplantae; Streptophyta; Magnoliopsida; Malvales; Malvaceae
Source: RefSeq, a predicted model, not a curated record